Messenger RNA from Jatropha curcas, 2125 nucleotides. Its product is annotated as protein NRT1/ PTR FAMILY 2.7. Gene Ontology annotation, molecular function: transmembrane transporter activity. Lineage: Eukaryota; Viridiplantae; Streptophyta; Magnoliopsida; Malpighiales; Euphorbiaceae. Gene Ontology annotation, biological process: oligopeptide transport; transmembrane transport. Gene Ontology annotation, cellular component: membrane. The record is from RefSeq and is a predicted model, not a curated record.
UUCUAGUAGGUGUUUGGUAUGGCUGUUUAGCUUCUAGCAGAGUUAUAGACCUCCUCACAGCUACCAUUCAAAUCAUCUUCAAUUUGGAAACAAUCAUUUGAACUCUGACACAUUACCAUUUUGCUAUACUAAUAUGACAGAAAUCCAUCAGGUGGAAUAUCACUACAGGAAGCAUCUUCUACUGCCAUCAACAGAGCUUUCCAUAGUAAAUGGAACUGAGAUAAAGAUACUAAUUAAUUGUAAUGCAGAAAAAUAAUAGUUGCUUUUUCAUAUAGCAUACAAUUCUAACACAGUUUACAUCAAUCAACUAGUGCAAAACAAUAUGGAAGCUUAAUUGAAUAAUCUUUAAGAAGAUAUAUAAUUCAAUUGCAGCAAUUAACACUUACUUGUAAGCACUAGCAACUCAUCCUAGUAGGAGCAUGGCAGAAGAUGGAGAGAUGCAGAUUUCAGAUUCUAACAGGAAAACUGGAGGCUGGAUCACCUUCCCUUUCAUCGCAGGAACAUUGGCGGGAUUGACAAUAGCAAUAGCCGGAUCAAUGUCGAACUUAGUUGUGUAUUUGAUCGAGAAAUUUAAUGUGAAGAGCAUAGAGGCUACUCAAAUCUUCAACAUUGUCAAUGGAUGUAGUAGUCUCCUUCCAGUUAUUGCAGGCAUCAUUGCAGAUUCCUUUCUAGGCUGUUUUUCGGUUAUCUGGGUUUCUUCUGUCUUUUCUUUAAUAGGCAUAUUUCUUCUAAGCCUGACGGCGAUCCUGCAUACCUUGAGGCCUCAACCCUGUGGAAACGGAUCAAGCUCAUGCACCACUCCAACAACUUUACAAUUCGCUGUCUUGUACUCGGGUAUCGCCCUAACUACAAUAGGCCAAGGGGGGUCGCGAUUUGCCAUAGCAACAAUGGGAGCGAACCAAUUUGAUAAUGUCAAGGAUCAAGGGUUUUUUAUGAAUUGGUUUGUGGUGAUUUUGUAUGCAUCAGGAGUAACAGGUGCAACUGUUAUUGUCUAUAUACAGGAUAAUGUAAGUUGGGGAUUAGGGUUUGGCCUAUCUGUUGGUGCUAACAUGGUUGGCUUAGCAUUUUUCCUUUGGGGAAAUCGUUACUAUUGCCAUAUUAAGCUGGAGGGGAGCCCAUUUACGAGCUUAUUUCGUGUUAUUAUUGCAGCUGUUCGAAAAAGGAAAGUUCAACUUUCAUCUAGAAUGGAAGAUUACUACUUUGGACAUAAUCAGGCAAUGGAAACUGAGGUUUCAGAACCAACUAAAAGCUUUAGGUUCCUGAACAAGGCAGCACAGAAGACUGAAGGCGACAUUAAAUUAAAUGGCUCCACCUCCACUGCAAAUCCAUGGAGACUUUGUUCAGUGCAGCAAGUGGAGGACCUAAAAUCUGUAAUGAGGAUUUUUCCAGUAUUAUCAAGUGGGAUUUUCCUGAGCACCCCAAUUGGAGUCUUGAAUAGCUUAACAAUCCUCCAAGCACUUUCUAUGGACCGUCAUAUUGGAUCAAGUUUCAAAUUCCCAGCAGGAUCAGUGAUAGUCUUUGUAUUAACCUCCGCUGCAAUAUCUCUUGCUUUGAUUGACCGAUUCGUCUAUCCAGUAUGGCAGAAACUGACUCAUCGAUCACCAACUCCCCUUCAACGAAUUGGAGCAGGCCAUGUGCUUAAUGUGAUAGGAAUGGCAGUUGCAGCUCUAGUGGAGUCGAAAAGGCGAAAAGUAGCAGUAACCCAUAACCUUAAUGGGGUUGUUCCUAUAUCAGUUUUAUGGCUAGUGCCACAAUUAGCUGUCGUUGGGAUUGGAGAAGCAUUCCAUUAUCCAGGACAAGUAACGUUAUAUUACAGAGAAUCUCCAAAGUCAGUAGGAAGCACAGCAACUGCUAUGAGUGCUCUGAAUAUGGGAAUUGCAUACUAUUUAAGCUCUGCAGUGGUUGAUCUGGUUCAAAAGACUACAUCUUGGUUACCAGAUAAUAUAAACAAUGGCAGGCUAGAUUAUGUUUAUUGGAUGUUGUUUGUGCUUGGCUCAUUAAACUUUGCUUAUUUUCUAAUAUGUGCCAAGUUUUACAAGUAUCAGAAUGUGGAAUAAUUACUUUUUUCUGUCAUCUUUGUUGUACAAUUCAGUCAAAACAGAAUAUGUCAGUUUCUUUUUUUUUU